AUGGUAGCCUCUAUCAGCCCAAAACCGGUCGGCCUCUUGUCCUGCCAGCAGCAGCCGUUCCUAAAGACGCUGGACACGCACGUUGUGAGCUGCUCCGACGGACCCAAUGCUGACGGCCUGUACGAGGUCGAGCUCGAGGACACUGUGAUCUUCCCCGAGGGUGGCGGCCAGCCUGCCGACAUGGGAUCGAUCAGCGGCAUCGCUGUGCGGUUUGCCAAGCGGGAUGGGCUGCGCGCCAUCCAUUACACCGAGUCGCCUGUCGCCACUGGCGCUGCCGUGCAGGUCAGCGUAGAUUUUGCACGGCGGCUGGACCACAUGCAGCAGCAUUCAGGCCAGCACCUUUUGAGCGCCGUUUUGGAGCGCGAGCACGGGCUCGACACGGUGUCAUGGAGCAUGGGCGAUAGGUCGUCGCACGUUGAGCUAAAGACGACCAAAGACUUUGUGCUGAGCCAGUCGGCUAUCGACGCUGUUGAGGAGCGCUGUAAUCAGAUAAUCAUGGAGCAAAUCGUGGUCAAUGUGCGGGUGUUCGAGCAAGGCGCCGGCGACUGCCCGAGCUCGGUACCGGAGGAUUAUGUUGGCGGCGUCAUCCGCUAUGUGGACAUUGGCAAGGACGGAGAAUUCGACAGCAACGCGUGCUGUGGAACGCACAUCACCAACACAUCGCAGUUGCAAGUUGUCAAGCUGGGCGCCACGGACCGCAUUCGGGGCGGCAACACGCGGCUGUUCUUUUACGUCGGCGGACGGGUGCGGCAGUACGCACACGAGUCGCUGGCCAGGGACAAGAAACUUACUGAGCUACUGUCGUGCGGGCCUGAGACACACGGUGAGGCAGUAGAUCGGCUUCUGAAACAGUCGAAGCAGGCGAACAAGUCGCUGCGCAAUCUGCGCCGCCAGCUGGCACCGCUGGUGGCCGCGGACCUGGCCCAGCAGCUGAAUGGAUCCGACAAGGACGGAUUGCGCACAUUGGUCUACCACAGCGAGGAUGGUGACGGGCAGUUUGCCAACGGUGUGGUCAGCGAGCUGGUCAAGCGAGUGAAGGAUGGCAGCUCCGAGGAAGCCGUUGCCCAAGCGAUCGACCAGCUCGGCUCGCUGCUCGGCCAAUGCAAGGGCGGAGCCAAGCGCGGUGUCUGGCAGGGCAAGGCAGCCAGCUUCAACAAGCUGAGCAAGUUUGCCAUGUAA
This is a messenger RNA of Linderina pennispora, 1179 nucleotides long. Its product is annotated as ThrRS/AlaRS common domain-containing protein. The record is from RefSeq and is a predicted model, not a curated record. Lineage: Eukaryota; Fungi; Kickxellomycota; Kickxellomycetes; Kickxellales; Kickxellaceae. Bases 1 to 1179 code for a protein of 392 amino acids. Gene Ontology annotation, biological process: regulation of translational fidelity; alanyl-tRNA aminoacylation. Gene Ontology annotation, molecular function: nucleic acid binding; ATP binding; alanine-tRNA ligase activity. The transcript has 3 exons.